GAAGAAUGUGACUUCCGGUGCUAGCAGCGUUAGCAUGGUUAGCUUGUGUGUGGUCGGUGUGUGUGUGAGUGUGUGAGUCUGCGCAGCAACAAUGUGUUCCGUGGAGCCUCUGAGAGAGUUUAUCAGAGAGAGACUAACUGCUGCUGCGGAGGAAAUCUGCUCCCAGCUGGAAAGAACCAUCGUCCGCUUCGAGGAGGAGAUGGACCGUCAGCGCAGACUGCUGGACCUCACCUGGAGGCCCCGGCUCAGCUUACAGCCAGCAGACCCCCCAAAGCCUUAUAUCUGGAAACAUGAGGAGGUUCAGACUGACCAGCAGCUCUGCAACCAGGAAGGGACCCCAGGUUCUGAUCUGGAGGAAAUAGAAUCUGGGCAGAUUAAAGAGGAACAUGAUGAACUCUGCAUCACUCAAGACACAGAACCGCUUGUACCCAAAGAGGAGUCUCAUACCUUUAAGGUGAGUCCUGUUUCUGAGCAGGACCAACCCACGGAACUGGAACCAAACACGGACCUCAAGCAGGAGACCGAUACCUUCUUGAUAAGUCCUAUUUCUGACGAUGAAGAGUUGAAAGAACCAGAGCCAAACAUGGACCAGAGUUCUGCUGACGUCGAGUACCAGAACCAGGAAGAAAGCACUGAUGAAGACUCAGGGUCAAGCAUAGAUGAAGAGUUGGCGCAAAGUAAGGGGACUGGCAAAACUAAACUAAAAAGGCACAAAAAGCGUGACAUGAAUUAUAAUCUGUCAUCUUGCAAAAUAUGUGGGAAGACUUUCACUCAGAAGUACUUAAUUGCCCACAUGAGAGCUCACACAGGGGAGAAGCCUUUUAAAUGUUCUACCUGUGGAAAAAGGUUCAUUCUAAACAGUCAUUUGAAAAACCACAUGAAAAUUCACAGCGGCGAGAAGCCUUUCUCAUGUCAGACCUGUGGAAAAAGUUUCAUUCACAGGAUGAAUUUAACUCUCCACAUGAGAACUCACACUGGCGAGAAGCCGUUUCCAUGUGAAAUUUGUAGUAAAAACUUUGCUAGCAGGAGUCAGUUAACCACUCAUGUGAGAACUCACACGGGAGAGAAGCCUUACACAUGUAAAACCUGUGGGAAGAGUUUUAGUACAAGAGGUACUUUGAUUAGCCAUGUUAGAAGCCAUACAGGUGAGAAACCGUUCUCAUGCCAGAUCUGUGGACAGAGUUUCACCCAGAAACCAGGUCUCACAGUUCACUUGAGAAAACAUACAGGAGAGAAACCGUUCAUGUGUCAGACCUGUGGAAAGAGUUUCAAUCAGAAAAGUGCCUUGCUCACACACAUAAGAACUCACACGGGUGAAAAGCCAUUUUCAUGUUUGACUUGUGGUCUAAGUUUCAUUAUGAAGAGUAGUUUGACUCAGCACAUAAGAACUCACACAGGGGAGAAGCCUUACUCCUGCCAGAUCUGCGGGAAACGGUGCAGUUUAAAGGGUAAUCUGAAGUUCCACAUGAGGAUUCACACCGGGGAGAAACCUUAUUCAUGUCUGACCUGUGGAAAAAGCUUUGCGGUAAAAUGUCAAUUAACUCGUCACAUGAGAACUCACACAGGUGAGAAGCCUUUCUCAUGUCAGACUUGUGGAAAGGGUUUUACCAAGAACCUUUAUUUAAUCGCCCACAUGAAAACUCACACAGGUGAGACUGUUUAACCGUGUCACCGUUUUGACUUCCAAGUAAUCAGAAUACUUAAGAACGUCUUCUCUUAGUUAAUUUGAUUUGUCUGGGUAUUUGGUAUUUUAUGUUUUAGAGCAGCAGCCUGCAAAGAUGAAAGUUAGGAAGAGAAGCGGACCAGAACUAGAACAGAACAUAACAUUAUAUACCUGUCCUUUGGAAGUAAGAAUUCAGUGGAGUUUCACAGCAGCAACGGACCAUUAAGGAAACGGCACGCUGUUGUCUGUCAUACACUAUGUGUCACUGUUGAAUAUAACCAAAUCCAACCUAUUUCCUCUGGUAAUCAUGAACAGCAGUAAAUGUUGAACCUUCUAUAUUAAAGCUGCUGCUUUAUUUAAAUGCAUGAAAUAAACCUCCUGCUCUAAUUUUGUUUAUUAAAUAUUCUGUCAGUUGUUGCAGUUGGCAUGAUCUUAUAUUAUAAAGACCGGUCACCAUUAUCCUUUGUUAUUCAUUUAUUCACUGUUUCUCUGUAAGUAAGAAAUCUAAUGUAUUAAUAAUGGCUCAUAUUGUGUGCUAAGCUGUUCAGAUCUCUGUAAAAAAAACACAAAUA
Fundulus heteroclitus (mummichog) is the source of this 2235-nucleotide messenger RNA. RefSeq names its product gastrula zinc finger protein XlCGF57.1. Gene Ontology annotation, cellular component: nucleus. Gene Ontology annotation, biological process: central nervous system development; regulation of transcription by RNA polymerase II. Gene Ontology annotation, molecular function: DNA-binding transcription factor activity, RNA polymerase II-specific; RNA polymerase II cis-regulatory region sequence-specific DNA binding. Bases 92 to 1663 code for a protein of 523 amino acids. Lineage: Eukaryota; Metazoa; Chordata; Actinopteri; Cyprinodontiformes; Fundulidae. The transcript is spliced from 2 exons. The record is from RefSeq and is a predicted model, not a curated record.